Molecule: messenger RNA, 726 nt
Organism: Myotis davidii
Lineage: Eukaryota; Metazoa; Chordata; Mammalia; Chiroptera; Vespertilionidae
Gene: GSTP1
Product: glutathione S-transferase pi 1
Exons: 6
Biological process (GO): glutathione metabolic process
Cellular component (GO): cytosol
Molecular function (GO): glutathione transferase activity
Source: RefSeq, a predicted model, not a curated record
UCUCUGUCCCCCCCAGUGGCGCCCUACACCAUCGUCUACUUCCCUGUUCGAGGGCGCUGCGAGGCCACGCGCAUGCUGCUGGCUGACCAGGGCCAGAGCUGGAAGGAGGAGGUGGUGACCAAGGAGACCUGGCUGCAGGGCACCCUCAAGGCCUCCUGUCUGUACGGGCAGCUCCCCAAGUUCCAGGACGGAGACCUGACCCUGUACCAGUCCAAUGCCAUCCUGCGCCACCUGGGCCGCUCCCUCGGGCUGUAUGGGAAGGACCAGCGCGAGGCGGCCCUGGUGGACGUGGUGAACGACGGCGUGGAGGACCUCCGCUGCAAAUACGCCACCCUCAUCUACACCAACUACGAGGCGGGCAAGGAGGACUACGUGAAGGAGCUGCCCGGGCGCCUGAAGCCCUUUGAGACCCUGCUCUCCCAGAACCAGGGGGGCCAGGCCUUCAUCGUGGGCAACCAGAUCUCCUUCGCCGACUACAACCUGCUGGACUUGCUGCUGAUUCACCAGGUCCUGGCCCCCAGCUGCCUGGACUCCCUCCCCCUCCUCUCGGCCUACGUGUCUCGCCUCAGCGCCCGGCCCAAGCUCAAGGCCUUCCUGGCCUCCCCGGAGCACGUGAACCGCCCCAUCAAUGGCAAUGGGAAACAGUGAGGGCCUGUGGCACCUCAGCAGGAGGCAGGGGCUGCCUGCCUGCCUCCCUUCCCUGGACCAAUAAAAUUUCCAAAAGUG